Leptonychotes weddellii (Weddell seal) is the source of this 2451-nucleotide messenger RNA. Lineage: Eukaryota; Metazoa; Chordata; Mammalia; Carnivora; Phocidae. The record is from RefSeq and is a predicted model, not a curated record.
GGGAAGCCAACCCCACCCCUCUCCGGGGCGCGCGGCCCCCAGCACUUUCUCCGCUGGUCCGCCGGAGACCCCCGUGAGCGCGCGAGGUCAGGACGGGCGCGGCCUGGGCCGUUGGGCGGAGGCUGUCCGGGCGCCAUGUCAGCCCAGGGAGUGGCGGUCCUGCUGUCGUGGCUGAGCUGCUGCGGCUCGGCCGUGUGGAGGUAUUCCACUAACAGCCCGAACUACCACAUUUUUAGUACCAGAAGUACUAUUAAGUUAGAGUAUGAAGGAACACUAUUUUCUGAGUGGAGUGUGCCAGCAACUUGUUCUGUGAAAAAUAAAAGCUCACCCAAGACAGAACUGCGUUGUUCUUCGCCUGGUGUUCAGACUAUAAGACCAAUUGUCACGGGCCCAGAUUCAGAGGAAGAACGCAAUUUGUCUGUGGACAGUUCCCAUAUUUGUUUCCUGUGGUAUUAUAAAGUCAUAAAUUUCUUUCACAAUUUAACCCAGGUUGUUGUUAUAUGGAUAUAUGAUCCAGAAAAUGCAGACCCCAGUGAGUUGCUGUGGAAUGCAAAUGAACCUUCACUAAAUUCCAUAAUACUUACCAAGCAGUUGGCCACUUUGGGACAGAAGCCUGGCAUAUAUACAACUCUGAGGAGAAGAAUUUAUCUUCCAUAUGACAAAAUGAAGAAUGGGACCUGGCAUAUUUUGAUACCAAUGACAACAGAUGAUGUGCUAAAGGAGAUUAAAGGAAAUCAAGUAGCUUUUCAAGAUUGCUUUAUUGCAGAUUUUCUUUUCCUGCUGACCUUUCCUUUGUUGACAAUACCUGAGAUUCCUGGAUUUUUACCAAUCUCUUCACCACAUGGUAGUCAGUUAAUAGCAGCCUGGGCUGAUUGUGUUCCUUCAUCUGUUGUUGUGGUAGCCGAUAUGGAGACCUUUCAAACAAAUGAUUCAUUCCGUACUUGGACCAGAAUCAGAGUGCCUCCAAAUAUUUUGACUGAGGAUGAAAGACACAGUGUGUCUGAUGUAAGCCUAUCACAGGAUGGAAUAUUUUUUCUAAUAAAUGGUAUUCUUUACAUAAAAAGUUUUACUGGGUUCAAAAGACUGGGAAUAAGUGAAAAUCUUCCUGAUAGUGGAAUUAUUGGCAUUACAACAAGAAAAUGGUGUUGGGUCAAAUAUUUAUUAAAGGCUAAAAGAAGAAGUAGCAUGGCAAUCUGGACAGAAAAUGAAGUUUAUCUCGGAUAUACUUUUCUUAAAUUUGUCAAAAUAAUAACUACUGAAAAACUGAAAAAUCUUCUAAAUAUAUCAUCAGCUGCUACACUGACUAUACACAAUGUCGAGUAUCCAGGACACCCUUUGGAACUUGCCUUAUUAUUAAAUUACUGCACUGCAUGUAACAUCAACAAAACAAUUUAUGUGGUAAUAUACAAUGAAGAUACAGAACAGUGGGUGUACCAAGACUUUGCAUUAGAUGUCUCUACUGACAGUUUUUUAACCCCACAUUUUAUAUAUGCAGCACUGCCAGAUUUAAUACUGCGGGACAAACAUCGGAUCUACUAUUGUUAUCACAAUUUCACCGAGACUGGAGUUUUACAAACACCUACAGAAUUUGGAAAUCUAUCAAGAUUAUCACAUAACAGCAUUAUUCAUGAUAUUUUCAUAGAUUAUUAUGGAAAUGUUGUGGUAAAAAUGGAAAAUAACAUAAUGUUUUAUUUCAAGAUCAAUAUUAGAGCUGCAAUAAAACUACAUUUAUGGACAAAUAGCACAAUGAAGUCAUUAAUUUUAUUGAGUUCAUCUGCUCAAAUAUAUCUCAUAUAUGUUUUUGAAAAUGGCACAGUACAGCCACGGGAAUAUCCUUUAAAACUGGAAUCACAAAGUGUACAUUUCACUACAAAAGAAAAAUGCCCCUACAUGGCAUUUCAUAAUAAUAUUUUAAGUGUUUUUUACUUUUUGGACAAGGGACAGAACCUGUCCAUUUGGGCUCAAAUAGUCUAUCCAGAAAAUGUUGGUCUGUAUAUUGUUGUGGAAUCAUACGGCCCAAAUAUAUUACAAGAGAAAGAACAGGUUCACUAUGAAAUCGCCCUAGGAUACUGCACUAAAACCAUGUGUCGAGUGGAAAAUAGUGUCAAGGAAGGAACUGAGAUCCAUCACAGAGUAACGUUUACAAAAAUUGCAAACACCUACACGUCAUACCUGAGGAAUCAACCAUCUAAAAACUUGAGAGUAAAAUAUAAUUGGAAAAAAUAUGGCUGCCCAUUGAGACUUGAUUUCGGAGAAAAGUUUCACCCUUUGGUUCAAUUAUACAAUGACAAUGGCUAUGUGGAAGACGUGGAAGUAAAUUUCAUUGUGUGGGAAAUACACGGCAGGAAGGACUACAGCUUUAAUAAUACCAUGAAGAAGUGUACUCUGUGUUUGAUUAUUUAUGGAUCUGCCUUUGGCUCUCACACAUUCGUCAUGCUGGUGCUACAUUAA